Atta colombica is the source of this 3768-nucleotide messenger RNA. RefSeq names its product hamartin (gene Tsc1). The record is from RefSeq and is a predicted model, not a curated record. Gene Ontology annotation, biological process: negative regulation of TOR signaling; regulation of cell cycle; negative regulation of cell population proliferation. Bases 254 to 3472 code for a protein of 1072 amino acids. Gene Ontology annotation, cellular component: TSC1-TSC2 complex. The transcript is spliced from 14 exons. Lineage: Eukaryota; Metazoa; Arthropoda; Insecta; Hymenoptera; Formicidae.
AGAUAUAUGGAGAUUUUCCCACCAGUCCCAUCAUCCGAGCUCACCAGUCGCCAUAGAACUCCAAGAAUUUGCCUGUGGAGGUGCUCGAUGAGAUUCGGGUACCUUGGCAUCCCCGUCACUGCAGACAAUGCCUGUCUUGCGUGACAGACGAUUGAUGGCUCAGAGCGUCGUUGCCGAACUGAUUUCUGCUUCCACCGCCUGAUCGAAGGACCAUGAGAGAAUAGGAAUCUUUUGAGUCAAGCCGCAAGUCAAGAUGAGUGUCGGUCCUGCAGGUGUCGCUGAUUUGUUUUAUUUACUGGAAUCAAAUAAACUUGGGGAGGUCGAAGAGACCAAAAAAGUAUUCCAUGAUCAUUUCUUAUGCACAAAAGACAAUUGGCUGGUAAAUGGAUUGUUGGAUUAUUACCUUUCUACAAAUUCUUCGAGGACAGCAGAAGUAUUAGCAGGUGUACGAGAUCCGCAUGAUAAACAUCUGUUAGAUCGUUUGUCAGACAUUCUUUCAAAACCUGGCAAUAGUGGACAGAGAUUACAUGCACUCACACUGCUUGGGCAUAUAGCCAGACGUCAGCCUACUUGGUUGUACAAGCUAGCCAGUCAUGCUUUAUUCAGAGAUCUACUCAAAUUACUUAAGGUGGAGACAGAUAUAUUACCACUUAUGAGUGCCCUUCUUCUGUUAGUAAUGUUGUUACCAAUGUUACCUGCUGCUCUAGGGCCAUAUCUAUCAGAAAUAUUUGAGGUAUUCGGCCGCUUGGCCUCUUAUUAUCAUCAUCAUCAAUCCUUACUUUCUCCUUCUACUCCCUUUACUUCAACUACAGUACCAAAUGUCAUCGACAAGGACCAUUUGUACCUCAUACAUUUGCAGGUAGGAUUAUACAGCUUAUUUCAUAGACUGUACGCGAUGUAUCCUUGCAAUUUUAUAUCAUACCUGAAGCAACAAUACAUUCAACGUGAUCAAUUGGCUACAUUUACUCAUACUAUUAGACCAAUGUUGGAUUCUGUGCGUAUGCAUCCUUCUCUUGUUACAGCAUCUAAGGAUGCAGAAAUUUCAGCCACUAGGUGGAAAAAAAUGGAACAUCACGAUAUUGUGAUAGAAUGUGGUCGUUUUACAUUAGACAAAUGUCGGGAGGAAAUUUUAGGAGUAGUUAAUUCUCGGUGCACUCCACCUCUUGAUCAAUCUUCCAUCACUUGCGCACCGAUAAAUAUUUCUGGUGGAGUAACGACCGUAGAGACUAAUAAUGGGGAAGAUGAUGCAUUUUGGUCACCGAGCAUGACAGUGCCACCGCAUAGCCCGGCACAAAACGCAUCUCAUGAGCCACGCUCUGCUCCACCGACGCCUAAUAACAAUAGAAGUGGUACUUCCCCGCCCGAGGCUGCUAUAGAAGCUACCCCCGAAACAACUCCUGUUAAGGAUUUACGAAAAAAUUUAUCAACGAGACAAGCGCCUCUGGGAUCCAGUGCAGUGCGUGCUCUAAAUGCAUUGGGCAAUGGCACAUCUUCUCGGCCAUCAACGCCGACCUCUGUAAACUCCGGAAUAAAAAGUACAGACAUUGCAGCAAAUACACAUGGAUUUCUUUCGAAUAGACUAAGUAAGAUUAUGGUAGACAGACAAAAUGUUUUUCAGUCGCAAAAAUCAUUGAGUAAUAGCGAAGAAAAUGGAAGGCUCUUAGAAAUGGCUAUAAGUCAAAAUGGGAAGAAUGAUUCUUGGCAAGAAGAUCAAGAGGUAUUGGAGAUUGUCAGUUCACACGGAAAUGGAGCAGUUGAAAUGCCAAAGUAUGUUGAAGCACAAUCUGAAGCACGAAGCGAGAGGAACACAUAUGGCACUCUAUCCCAUUUAUCGCAAAAGAUUUAUCUUCGACUAUAUUCUCAAUAUCAUUUCCCAAUUGAAGAUUCAAAUUCAAACGUAACGCACAAAGUGAAGUAUCGAAGAUUUUCAAAGAUUAUUGCAUGUAAUGUUUUGCAUUGUAGCAGGAAUGAAAAAAAAUGUUUAUAUGUACAGAUUCGACACUCCAGAUCUUGUCCGGACAUGGAAAUGCAGAAGAAAUGUUAUAGCGAAGACGUGACGGAUCAAGCAAAGGGACGCGAGGAUAUCGGCAGUCAAACGUGUGAUUUAUUUCCAUACGAGCAACUGCUGCUAGGAAUGUUAGAUCAGAACAAUCAAAACUUUAGUCAAGAAAGUUCGGAUUCGAGAAUGUCGCCAAUCAGCAUGCUUGAUCGAUAUAUUGAAGCUUGCACGAAAACGAAUAGCUUUCUUAGUAAAACGAGAACAAAUGGUACCAGGCAGAAACAAAAAAAGAAAGGAGAGGAGGAUACGGAAGAAGAUGUAGCAGAAGACGAUGGUAUAGAUCCAACUUGUGCUAAUCAGUCACUUCAACUUAUGCAAAUGCAACUGCAAUUUGAACGACAGCGACGGGAAGUUCAUGCUGAGCGUAAUCGACGUCUGCUCGGUAAAUUAAGAGACUCGCGAGCUUCGGAAGAGCAUAAUCUUGCUUUGACUGAGCGUUUAAAAAUAGUCGAAAGAGAAGUGGAAGAAUUGAAAACGCAAUUGGAGCAUAAUAAGAGGGAAGCCCAUCAGGCCGAGGAACAAUAUAAAGAAGCUAUGCAUCAUUGGCAAACUAAAUGUAUCGAAGAACAACGACAAAGCCAUGCGUUCAGAGAUCGCCUAGAGAAUCUAGAAUUGGAAUUAAAAAACGAACAAAAAAAGAUAAUUGAAUCGCAGCAACAACUUCGAUCUGUCGAGGCAGAACUUUUCAAUGCAGGACACCAGCUUAAGACAGCAUUGAAGGCUGCGGACCGUGGCAAGGAACUGGAAAAUAUUGUAGAUACUAUGCAGAAAAAGUUUGUGCUUUUAGGAGAGGCGCAAUUAAGAUUAGAAGAAAACGCAAGUACUUUCUCACCGACAACCAAGCAAGAAACAGCGCAGAUUCAGAAAUCAUGUACAGAAGAGUUAAACAAUGUUCGGCGACAGUUAGAAUCACGAUCGUCACAUUUGGAAGCUUUGAAAGCACGCUUGAAUGAAGUAGAAAAUAAGGACGCGCGUAAGGAGACGCAACUGGUGAAUCUGCAACGGCUCCUGCAAGAGACAAAGGAACAACACGCGUCUGAAUUGGAGGCCGUUGAAUCCAAGUAUCGGGCACAAGUAGAGAUUAUUCUUCUUCAAGAAGGACGUAUACUUGAGCUUCAUGGUAAAUUGGAGACCGCGACGUAUUCUAACGCUUCGCCUAUAGGUAAUCCCGCUUCUUCAGCAUCGCCUAAGGAACGAUCUCCUCCUCUCUCAACCAGCUUAGCUUCGUCCAGCGAGGGCAGUCUCGCAUUUAUCCAUCCGGGCGCCGGAAUCAUCAUGAACGAUUGCUGCGACACCGCGACGGGUGAAAUCCCAAAUUUACAAGCUAUGAUAGAACCUAUACCGAGUAGCAGUCAAACCACCUCACCGUCACGCUCCGUCACUCAACGAUCAUCGACGCCGAAACAAGAUUAACGCCACGGAAAUGUUUACUGCGAUGUGAGUCUCUCGUAUAUCGCUGGCAGGCGGUAUACGGGAUUAUUGAAGAUUAUAUUUGCGAAUGCGCUGCGAUCAUUACUUAGUAUCGCAGUACGAAUGGAAAGAAAGUUAUUUGUAGCUUUUUAUCGAUAGAAUAGACGAGAUUCGUAAGGAAGUUGUGCUAAUCGGCUGAUUGCGAUCGAACAGGCAUACUAUGUUUGUUAGUGUUGGUAUAUCUCCGCUCUUGGAAAAAAUGGAUUUACAGUGAAUAAAUGGUUGAGAUAUUUUGCUGA